Messenger RNA from Aplysia californica (California sea hare), 2237 nucleotides. RefSeq names its product nose resistant to fluoxetine protein 6. The record is from RefSeq and is a predicted model, not a curated record. Gene Ontology annotation, molecular function: acyltransferase activity, transferring groups other than amino-acyl groups. Lineage: Eukaryota; Metazoa; Mollusca; Gastropoda; Aplysiida; Aplysiidae.
GUGUGUAUGUGUAAAACCUACGUGUGCGUUCUUAUACGCAGUUGGUCUUACCGCGGACGACAGAGGACUCUCGUCUCUACAGGGUGGAGAGUCUUUUGAUCUGACUCAACAAGUCCCCAGAUUGCAAUACAGAAGAAAAUUACUCGCAUUCUCAAGCACGUCUGGAAUACAUACGUUACGUUCCUCAAGAAUUUAGCUACUCGAAAGUUCAUCAAAAUGGGCUGGAACACCAACGUUGUCCGCCAUGUCGUUUGUUGGUUUACAUUCGUCUGUUUGAUCUCUGUAACACAAGGAGCGGAGAACAAUGGCAUUAUCCCAGCAGGAGCUUCUGAACCAGAAAAAACAACGUAUUACAACAUGUGGCAGCAAGUCCCAGAACGUAUCCGUCAGCUUGAAGCUCUUCAGACAAACCAGACGUUUCGAGAAGAUGUUGAUCACGUGAUGCGAAGUUUGAACACACUGAGAGAAAUUCCGGAGCUGAAUCGACUAAAGGGUACCAAUUUCGAGAAUUUGUUGCGGGACGAUGUGUCGGAGGCGGUGAGAAGUAUUGUGAACAGUGGAUUUUUGGCGGGGUCUUCGGAUCAGCAAGUUCCUUCUCAGUGUGUGAACGACACGGGUAGGAUUCUUACUGCUCUCACCAGUGGAGAGGGAUGGGCAGAACAAACCACUCAUGAAAGCAUCCUGGGGCUUAUGUUUUCCUGAUACGUGCAAGCAGUGGCAAAUCUGGGUUCUGAUGAACGACACCCUGGCGGCCCUGAACUUGACGAACAAGGUCAGCCUUAGCGGUGUGGAGAUCAGAACGGAUAAGAGGGAGAUCACCACAGCGACAACGUUAUCGAUAGUCAUUUUGAGCAUCAUCGGAUUCUUUAUGAUUGUGGGAACGAUUUACGACAUCAUCUUCAUACAACGGCCUCUCUGGGCUGCCUCCAGGAAUCAGCAGGCAGACCUUCUAACCAACGACAAUGAAAAAUCUCGUAAUGGUUACCGCUCAAUCGUCGAGAGUACUGAGGUUUCUAGAGGAGAGACAAUACCUCUCGUGGGCACGCCAGAACGGAAGACUGAACCAGUAAACCCCACUGUCCUGUUCGACUUUUUGAGCAGGUGGACAUUUGACGUGGUGGCCAACGCUCUUGUUUCUGUUGAUACUUUUUUCACACUCAGACUGACUCCCCCCUACAUGCUGACGCUGUUGCUGGUCCUGGGCUUACAAAGGUUCUUCGGGUCUGGAGCUCUGUGGAGCAACGUGCAGCCAGGAGACAAGACAUCUUGUGAGAACAGCUGGUGGACACAUCUACUCUACGUCAACAACAUCGUCAAGUCCGACGAAACGUGAGCACUUAAUGGAUUACUUGAAAGACUACUACUUCGCCCCGUGGUGCCGCAUUGGACCUUUUGUGGUUGGCAUCGCUACAGGGUACUUCUUGGCGAUCUAUCGUGGUCGAGUACCUCUGACCCGGGUGGGUCUCACAUCUUUAUGGGUGCAGUCUCUUAAACUGUACUGUUUCUUGAAUGUGACGUUGUUUAUCUUCCUAAGUAGGCGCUAUUUGUUUUUCCCUGUUGUAGGAUAUUUGUGUUUUCUUCCAUGGUUGCUGGGUUUCCUACUUUGUUUAAGAAUGCUUCUAACAAUAUUGUGUGUUUGCAGUACUUUGUAGAAUCCAAAAGCUGUUUCGAACCGUCAUUCGACAUUUAAAAGCCUACUUCCAAAAGGGACUUCAGGCUUGACAUAAUCACCUCAUCACCUUAUUCUGGGAGGGGGCGAUGUUCUUGAGUCCUCAUUAUAAAAUGAGUUUAAAAGGGGUUUCUCGUGAGACUUUAUUGGGCCCCGCUUGUUGCCCCUGAGAAAAUGGAGCCCACUGACGUACUUCUCGUACAUGCCUUGUUGGUCUAGCAGGUUCCAAAAGGAGGACUUUAAGCCUUUUAGUUCCAGUCUGUGACGGUGCUCGCAUUACAACUUGGAUUUUACAAGAUAUAAUUUCUUGUAUGGGAACGCGCUGAAGCAAAAGGCUGCUGCUUGUAUUUGUACCUAUUCAUGUGACAAAGCUUGUGGUUUGUCUGAAAAUCUAAUAUCAACUGCUCUCAUUUGUGUGCGAGACUAUACUCUUCCAGGGCUUCUCUUCUUCUUAGCACCUUUUCGCCAGGAUGGGAUUUUCUAGGGCCUGCUUGCAACUGUUAAUAUACAAAGGGUUUUAAAACGAUGUGCUUGCAUAAUAUAUUUGCUUUAAAUUACCAUCACCAUC